Messenger RNA from Acanthosepion pharaonis, 657 nucleotides. The record is from the annotation of a GenBank genome assembly. Lineage: Eukaryota; Metazoa; Mollusca; Cephalopoda; Sepiida; Sepiidae.
AUGAUUUUGUUUCGUUUUUUCGUCCACCAUUAUUUUUUUUUUUCUUCGCUGUUCUCCCUGUUUAUUGCUUUUCUUUCUUCGGUUUUAUAUUUUCUUCGUUUUCUUCAUCUUUUUUUUUUCUUCUUCAUUAUCAUUUUUUCUUUUUUUCCAUCUUUUCUUCUGCUUCUCCUUUAUCUUCCUCGUCAUUUUUUCUUUCUUUCUUCUUUUUCAUCUAUUUUCUUAUAUUUUUUAACUUUAUCUUCAUUAUCACCUUUUUAUUUUUUCUUUUCUUUUACUUUUUCUUCCCUAUCUUCAACAACAUCUUUUAUUUUGUUUCCUUUUUUCUUCUACUUUUUUCACUUUUCUCUUCUUUUUUUCUCAUUUUCUUUUAUCUUCUUUUUUUAUUCUUCAUCACCAUCAUCAAUUUUUUCAUUUCUUCUUUAUUUUCUUUGUUGUCUUAAUCUUCCUUUGAUACAUUGUCUUCUUUUUUCUUCUUCUUCUUCUACUACUACUACUACUACUAGGCCUUCUCCUCUUUUGCUUUUUCUUUAUCAUUACUAUCAAUAUCUUAUCAAUCAGUUUCCCCCUCUUUCACGUCAUCAUUACAAUGAAUUAUUUCCUUUAACAACACCAACAUCUGUAUUAUUCCUCAUCCCAUCAAUUCACAAACUCAGAUGA